Molecule: messenger RNA, 1878 nt
Organism: Tachysurus vachellii
Lineage: Eukaryota; Metazoa; Chordata; Actinopteri; Siluriformes; Bagridae
Gene: cpb2
Product: carboxypeptidase B2 (plasma)
Exons: 11
Coding region: 83-1354 (423 amino acids)
Biological process (GO): fibrinolysis; proteolysis
Molecular function (GO): zinc ion binding; metallocarboxypeptidase activity
Source: RefSeq, a predicted model, not a curated record
ACUAGUAAGGUCAACAUGACCAAAUCAAUACCGAUCCCUGUCUCACUAUUGCACAAGUGUGUUAUAAGCCAACAGACCAAAGAUGAGACGUCUGAUUUUAUUAUCCAUUUUAAUAUGUUUUCAUUGCAUUCUGAAAAAAUGUUUAUGCUCAUCAGAACAAGACAAAGUUCUGUCCAUCACCGCUAUGACACAGGAGCAAGUGAAUCUACUGCAGAACAUAUCCAGCCAUAAUGAGACGUCGCUGUGGCAGCCUGCGUCUCCCAGUCACAUCACAUCAAACACACCGGUCCAUCUGUACGUCCAGUCCAGCAGUGUGACACGAGUCACUGAGCUGCUAAACACACACGGAUUGUCCUUCAGCGUUUUGCUGGAGAACACGCAGGAACUGAUCCAGGAACAGACCCGAAACUCCACGACAGAUCCCAAGAGCGGGGGCACGACUUAUGAACGAUAUCAGUCAUUAGAGGACAUUUAUUAUUUGAUCAAUAAAACAAACCAGGAGCAUCCAGACAUGACCAAACUUAUUCUAAUUGGCUCGUCAUUUGAGAAAAAUCCACUUUAUCUCUUAAAGCUGUCAGGAAGACGAGGCCCGGUGGAUAAAGCCAUGUGGAUGGACUGUGGGAUUCAUGCCAGAGAGUGGAUCUCACCUGCUUUUUGCAUUUGGUUCAUCAAAUAUGCUCUUACCUUUUACAAGGAAAACCCUGACAUCACUACAUUGUUGGAUAAGAUGGACAUCUACAUCUUACCAGUCAUGAAUCCAGACGGUUACAAGUACACCUGGACAACGAAUCGCAUGUGGAGGAAGAACCGAUCGGUGAUGGAGGGCAGUUCGUGUGUCGGAGUCGAUCUGAACAGGAACUUCGAUGCCAACUGGUGCACGACGGGAGCAUCCAGCAGUCCCUGUUCUGAUAUUUACUGUGGGCGGUAUCCGGAGUCCGAGCCAGAGGUGCAAGCUGUGACCAAGUUCUUACGUGCCCACAAGGCCUCCAUCAAAUUGUUCUUCUCCAUGCAUUCCUACUCGCAGAUGCUGCUCUUUCCGUACUCCUACACUCACGAGCAGAUCCCAAACCACUCUGAGCUGUUUGAACUUGUCCAGGAGGCAGCCAUAAAGAUACGUCGGCAUUACAAAAACAAUUACCGUUAUGGUUCUGGAGCCAAAACGAUAUAUUUAGCUCCUGGGGGAUCAGAUGACUGGGCCUAUGAUCAAGGGAUUUUAUACUCGUUUACCUUUGAGCUGCAGGACCGUGGGAGAUACGGCUUUCUCCUUCCUCCAAACCUGAUCACCGUUGCCUGCAAUGAAGCCCUUGCAGCGGUCAAGACCAUAGCUAUUCGUGUCCUAGAGAAACUUCAAUAAAUCAAUGCUUCAGACUUUAUUUUACAUUUAUGAGGUUCUUAACAGCUAGGGUUCUCACUGCCUUAUAUAAUUUUAUGUCAUUUCUUCUCUUAACACAUUUCAUUCAUGAUAAAUACCACCGCUAACAUGGACUGUGUGUGUUGGAGAAGGAAAAGCCUCAAACUGUGCUGUGCAGUGGUUCACCAGGUUUAUCUAUACUAUGGUAAUCUUCCAAUAAUAUUGUAUUCCAAUACUACUAAUAAUAUUACUGUUUGUAAUACACCCUCACUGACUUCCCUUUAUUUGAAUCAAAUUAGUCGAAUGAGAUUUUGGUGAUCUCACAACCAAGUCUUCAUUGGCACAAAUUUCCCAGACUUUUCUUAGUAUUAGUAUCUUGUAUUGAAAUGUUGUGGAUGUUAUUUGUUAUAAAAUAUAAUAUGUUCAGAUACUGGACAUACAUAAUACAAUUUCACGUGCUUCAUUUCCUAUUAAUCAUCCAUUUGGCAAAAGAAAACAAUAAAGCAAAUAAAAAAACGUUUAACCAA